Hydractinia symbiolongicarpus is the source of this 1345-nucleotide messenger RNA. RefSeq lists its product as uncharacterized. Bases 56 to 1129 code for a protein of 357 amino acids. The record is from RefSeq and is a predicted model, not a curated record. Gene Ontology annotation, molecular function: protein binding. Lineage: Eukaryota; Metazoa; Cnidaria; Hydrozoa; Anthoathecata; Hydractiniidae. The transcript has 5 exons.
AUUUUUUUUUCGACUUGGUUGAAAAUUAUCUCUGAAGUAGAUAAAAAUUGUAGACAUGUAUAAUUAUAAAGAUUUAGUUUUAUUUUUCAGUCAACUUGUUUUAAUUCACGUGACUUUAACGCAAGCCGAAAAAUUAUCAGUUAAGAAAAUAUUGGAGCAUAAUACAACAGUCCAGCCAUAUUAUUUACACACAUUUAGUCAUAACUUGAAGCAACAUAUAGACAAAAGCCUUCCACUGUCACAACCACUGGCAUCCACCACUAUUCAUCCAACAGUCUCUCAACGCGUUCCUUCCACAGUUUAUGCUCACACGUCGAAGGCUACCGCACAGCAAAGUACGGUAAAAAGUUCAAGUGUUGUUCAUAAAAAUAAAUAUCAUGGUGUGAACAUGGAAGCUGGUUUUUUAAAAGAGUUAGAUGAAUUGGAUGAAUACAUGGUCAACAUUUCGAAGUUCGAAUUUGCUUGUGGAACACCAAAACAGCUUACGUAUUGUUCCCAUGUCAACUAUUCUGUACCUGCGACUUUAGAUGCUGCACCAUUCUUUCAAGACAGUAUGGCGGAAGCAGCCGUGGACACACUGAAUAUUCUGACGAAAGGUGCAACCACUACCUGUGAAAACCAAUUAAAAGAAAUCUUUUGCGCAGAAAAGUUCCCAGUGUGUCACGAGUUUAAAGAAACUAUGACCUGGCACAACCGAAGUAAAUGUACAGAAUUAUUAUCAAAGUGUCCACAGAAAGCUCGAGAUGUUUUCGAUAAAAUAAAGUUAUGCGAUAAAUUGAGUCGAGGAGACGAUGUGCAACUGACUGAAUGCAUACCAUACCUGCGUCCAGAUAAAGACGAUUUGUGUCAACCAAAAAAAGUAUCGCCCUGGUUGUAUCACGCAGCUGUUGAAAUUAACUCUUUGUUAAAAUUUCAGUUUUCAUUGAACAAAAACUUAACUACAGAUUGUCAACACGCGCUCACAAACCAGCUUUGCUUCUCUGGUUUGCAGUGUCACACUGACGAAGAUAUAUCGAGUUAUGUAGCAAGCAUGAAAAGUAAAUGCGAAAAUACAAUGAAAGUAUGUGAGAAGCAAGUGUUAAGUGCUGGAAUUAAAGAUUUGUUUUUAAAAUGUGAACGAUAUUCGUAAAUUGUAUUCGCAGAAAAGAACCGACUGGCAUUAAUUGUAUAAACACGAUACAUCAAAAUUAUAUCGAUAAAAUAAAUCGUCAAAACGAUUGGAGGUAACAUUAUAACGAUAUAAUGUGGUAUGAUAAAUUAUUGUAAGUUAAUAUGUAAGGUUUCUUAACAUCGUUUAUAUGCAACAUCUCUAUGGUUAACAUAAUCAUGAGAUUACUUUGCUCAA